AUGCGGUUCGACAUUGCUCUGCUCGCCGCUUCACUACUGUCAAGCGCUGCUGCAGGUGUCAUUGAACCACAGCAUGCUGUCAAAGUAGAUGUUGCAACCCAAGACGACAACGACUUAUUCAAGCGAAAAGGAGGUGGUGGCGGCGGUGGUCGCGGAGGCGGCGGUGGAGGAGGCAAGGGAGGUAGCAGUGGAGGAAGCAGUGGAGGAAGCAGCGGAGGAAGCAGUGGUGGAAAAUCUGGUUCUAGUUCCGGCUCUGGCAGUGGAUCCCGCGGAAAUACUGCUGGCAGCUCCAACACUGGCGGCACAUCAAAGGGAGGCACCGGGCCUCCACGUGCCUUUGGUGGCGGCUCUUACUAUGGCGGAGGUGCUGCAAGACCAUACAGAUCUGGUCUUCCUACCGCAGCUGGUAUAGGUGCUCUAGCUUUCACCGCUGGGGCCUUGGCCUUCUGGCCAGGUCACUGGUAUUAUGGCGCCUAUCUAUAUCCCUAUCACAACAGAUAUACUUUCCACAACGACACCACCAACCGAACUGAAAGUCUCCCCGUCGUCUGCGGGUGUGCCAAGUAUGCCGUGUGCGGUUGUGAUGAGAACAACACCACAAUGAAGGAGCUCGUCGGCAACGGCACGUACGCUGCCCUCAACCAAUCUGUCAUCAACGUUGGCGACUAUCGGGGUCGAAAGAGCUUUCUUGUUAACGGAACACUUCCGAACGGCACCACCGCCGAUGGCCCUGAUGAGGGUUCCAAUGCUGGUGUCGGAGUUGGCAUGAAGAGCCUAGUUGAGGCUGCUGGCAUGUGGCCGGCCGUGGCAUGUGUUCUCGCUGCCAUCCUUCUGGCAUAA
Pochonia chlamydosporia 170 is the source of this 840-nucleotide messenger RNA. Its product is annotated as conserved glycine-rich protein. The transcript is spliced from 2 exons. NCBI's taxonomy places the organism in Eukaryota, Fungi, Ascomycota, Sordariomycetes, Hypocreales, Clavicipitaceae. The record is from RefSeq and is a predicted model, not a curated record. The coding region runs from base 1 to 840 and encodes 279 amino acids.